CUCCGGCCAGACCAAGCCAGGUUCAAUCUCGCGAGGUCAGCUUUGCAAAUCCCGCGAGAUUUUCCCGCCCCCUCCUUCCCGUUGUCCGCCUUCUCGCUUGCCGGCCGGCCCGUCAGCCUGCCAGGGUUGACAGGGAUGGCGCCGGGGUGGGGGAAGGGAGGGUUCAAAUCACGCGAGAAUCGGGAGGCUGGUGGGAUUUGGACUUAGCAACCGUCGAGAGUUUGGUCCUUCGCAACCAGUUGCUGGCGGAAGCGGAGGAAGAAGCCCCUGUGGAGGCGGAGGCUGAGAAUGGCUAGAUUUCUCCUGUGUGAGCCAACAAUGCUUUACAACAUCUUAAAUCAGGAAACACAGCGCUCCAGAUUAGCAGAGACCAACUAUCUCUAUUUACUAGAUGUCCGUACCAAACGAGAGUAUGAUGAAAGCCACAUCAUCACCGCCCAGAGGAUGAAGCAGAAGGGAGGUAAAUAUGUUGUUCCAAAGUCCAUGGAUCUGGAGUGUGUGAAGUACUGCAUCGUGUAUGACGGAAUCACCAACUCCUUGGACGUGUGUGUGGAGCUAGAGGAGAAGGACAACACUGACAGCUCUGAGGAUGAGGAGGAAGGCAACGUUUCAAUGGGGGCUGCCAUAGAGGGUGCCAAGGUCUUGGCGGAGCACACUCGCCACCCUGUCUACAUCCUGAAUGGGGGCUAUGAACGCUUCUCAGCUUCCUAUCAUUUCUUCAGGACUCAGAAGAUUUUCUCAAUGCCUCAGGAACUGGAUGCAUUUCAGACAUACCCCAUAGAGAUAGUGCCUGGAGAAAUCUACCUGGGAACUUUGAGACAGGCCUGCAAUCCUCAAAUGCAUAAGCAUCUGAAAGUCAAAGCUCAUGUCAAUGUCUGCUUGGAAACAGCACCCUUCUUUGAGGGAGAUAAGAGGAACUUUCUUCAUAUCAAAGUGACCGACUCCCCAGAAGAGGAUCUUUUCUCCCAUUUCCGGCAGGCCACUCACUUCAUGGAUGCCCAUAUUAAUCUUGGCUCUGUCGUCCUUGUUUUCUCUACUCGGGGAAUAAGUCGUGGUUGUACUAUGGUUUUGGCUUAUCUCAUGCAUCGGAAUAAAGAAUCCUUAAGGAGAUCCUGGGCCCAUGUGCAGAACUGUAAAAACAACAUUCGGCCCAACAGAGGCUUUGUGCAGCAGCUGGUGAAUUGGGAGAAGGUGAUCCACGGGGCUGUUGUCACUGACAUUUCAGAUCCCCAUUACUGACCCUUCCCCAGAGCUUCCCA
Messenger RNA from Phascolarctos cinereus (koala), 1259 nucleotides. It is a transcript of the gene STYXL1, whose product is annotated as serine/threonine/tyrosine interacting like 1. Gene Ontology annotation, molecular function: pseudophosphatase activity; protein phosphatase binding; protein phosphatase inhibitor activity. The record is from RefSeq and is a predicted model, not a curated record. Gene Ontology annotation, biological process: protein dephosphorylation; positive regulation of intrinsic apoptotic signaling pathway; negative regulation of cytoplasmic stress granule assembly. Gene Ontology annotation, cellular component: mitochondrion. Lineage: Eukaryota; Metazoa; Chordata; Mammalia; Diprotodontia; Phascolarctidae.